Messenger RNA from Schistosoma turkestanicum, 3334 nucleotides. Lineage: Eukaryota; Metazoa; Platyhelminthes; Trematoda; Strigeidida; Schistosomatidae. The record is from the annotation of a GenBank genome assembly.
AUGCAAAAUUUAAGAACUACAAAAUUUUGGAAAUCCCAAACGUUGUAUAGUCUGAUAAUAUUCUACUGUUUUACACACUUUUCUCAUGGACAUAUUAUUAACUGGAAAGCAAAUAUUCACAGCUACACUUUGGUUACUUUCGGUUUGCCUAUUUAUGAUCAGACAUUCGCAAAAUAUGCAAUAGAAGCUAAUAUUAGUGUUGCCCUAGUUCUAUUACCAAUAACUGGUGAUAUUGAAGCAGAUUUCAAUGCUGCCUGCUCCAUACUCAACAAAACAACUCGACCAGUUGCACUUGUUGACUCCAGUUGGCCAUAUUCUUCACAGAAUGAUGAUAAUUUCAUAUUUUCAGCUAGUAUCAAAAAUGAAAAUAAUGAACCUGUAGAAUAUGAACAAGAAAUAAAGAAUACUUUACACAAUGGAUUAGAACAAGCAGCUGAAUCUGAAGCAAGUGAACGGUUAAGGUGUUAUAGACGACAGUUAUUGAUGGGCUUAAGUUCAAGAUUACAAUUACCUUUGGUAACUAUUACAGAUCUUGAAGAAUGUCCAGGUUCAAUGAUUGAUUCAGCAAUUAAAUGGUUUUCAUUUUCAAAAACAAAACAUCGUUCUGGAAACUCACAUCAGCGUAUAUCUAAUCCAUAUUCACCUGCUUUAGUACAUUCAAUUGGCCCAAGUCAAUUUCUUGUGGCUGAACUAUUAAGAAAUUUAAUUGUAAUUAAUGAAGAAAUUUGGAAAGGAUUUGCUAUUGUUUACGAGCAUAGUGGUGACUUUCUGAAAUAUCGUGAAUGCCUAGAAAGUUUACAAACAACAGCGCUUAUUCGUAGGUGGAGAGAAAAUUCUUUUUACAAAGCCCAUAUUAUUAGAGAAAUUAAACAUCUGGAAGCAUUCUUUUUGGAUUUAUCUGCAAAAAGCAUAGAACAGUUUUUUCAGAUGAUGGGUGAUCAAGAAGUGAAUCCAAAUUAUGCCCAAUACUUUAUAUUUAAUGAUGGUUCACUUGAAAGUUUGAUGACUUCACUUCAGCGUGUAAAGGGCAAUAUAGCUCUGGUUCGUUUUAAAAUACCUGGAAUAUCUCAUGAAUCAGAAAGUGAAUCGCUUCAUACACAAAUGAUACGAAGUAUAAUUGAGCAUUUGUCAGCGGCAAUGAAAUUGGCUGGUAACAAAUUACAAGUUCCAGAACAUGUUACCUGUACACCAGUCAGAUCAAGUUUAUUAAAAACACCAAAAGGCUUAUUAGUUAGCCAUAAAAAUGGACCACAUGUAACAUAUAAAAGUGGUCAACUGUUACAUACUUAUAUUAAUCAAGUACUUCAUUCGAGAAUCGGUUAUACAGACUCAAGUAAAUUCAGUCCUAUACUAGAUUAUAAUCUUGAGUUGAUACAUUUAAAGAAUGGAAGAUUACAGCAGCUAGCUGACUGGUCACUGAAGGGAGGAUUUGUCUAUAAACAACCAGUCGAAACUUCAUUUCCUCAAGGUGGUUUGAAGUAUAUGAAUAAAACAUUCAUUGUUACGACUAUAGAAGAUCCUCCAUUUGUAAUAUUUGAACCAUAUCGUCAAGGUGUACAUCUUGAAGGCAAUGAUCAAUGGACAGGAUUUGCGAUGGAACUAUUACAACAUUUAAGCAAAAUGAAUCAUUUUGAUUAUAUUAUCAAACCUGUCAGUGAUAAAAAAUUCGGAACGUUUGAUGAAAGUAAAGGUAAAUGGGAUGGACUAAUCGGUGAUCUUGUCUAUAAAAAAGCAGAUCUUGCAGUAGCCUCUUUUACCAUAACUUAUGAUAGAGAACGUGUAAUUGAUUUCACCACACCAUUUAUGAGUUUAUCUCUAAGUGUUAUCAUACAAAAAAGUAAUUCAGACCCUGGAUUACAAUUCACAGCACCACUGUCAAAUGAGGUUUGGAUAUCCGUUGGAAUUGCUUAUUUUGUUGUUAGUUUAACACUAUUUUUAAUUGGACGUGUUUCACCAUAUGAAUGGUAUGCUCGACAUCCAUGCUAUCCAAAAAUACAGAAUCAAUUUACAAUGAGAAAUAGUUUUUGGUUCACUGCAGGAUCACUAAUGCAACAAAGUAGUGAUAUUGUGCCACGUGCUACAUCUACACGAAUUAUUGGAGGUAUAUGGUGGUUUUUUAUCCUAGUGAUAACUUCAUCAUACACAGCAAAUUUAGCUGCUUUUUUAACAAUCGAUAGAAUGCAAGCGGAUAUUGAAAGUGUAGAAGAUUUAGCACGUCAGACAAAAAUUAAAUAUGGAACAAUACAUGGUGGUUCAACUUAUUCAUUUUUCAAAAAUUCAGAUAUUCCUACUUAUCAAAGAAUGUGGAAUUUCAUGAACCAGAAUAAAUCAUUGUUUGUAAAUAAAACAGAAGAGGGCAUUGCACGUGUUCUCGAAGGAGGUUAUGCAUUGAUAUUGGAAUCAACACUUAAUGAAUAUUAUGCCCAGCGUAAUUGCAAACUUACUCCGCUUGGUGGAUUAUUAGAUCCAAGAGGAUAUGGAAUUGGAUUACCAAUAGGCAACAAUGGACUAAGAGAUUUAUUAUCUGAAAGUAUAUUAAAAUUACAGAAGGACCAAACAUUAGAGAAAAUGAGACAAUACUGGUUACAACGUUAUAAUGCAUCAGUUCCAUGUUAUUUACAAAGUUCUCACACAAAUUUACCAUCAAGAAGUAAAUUGACACUUGCAAAAAUGUCCAGUGCUUUUAUUGGCUUAGGUGCUGGCUUAUUUUUUGGAAUACUUGUUUGGAUUACAGAAAUUGUAGUUUGGGUAUUAAAGGUUCGAACAAACACAAAUCAAUCUACUAUCAAUGAAAUCGGUGAACAUUUUCAAAAAACAUUAUGCCAUCAUCGAACAAAAAGUGAAGAAGUCAUAACAAUACCACACCGUGAUUCAAUAGAUGAGUCUUCAUUAACACAGUAUAAGGAAACAUUUAAAAUGAAUCAUAUAAACACUAUUGGAAUAACAACUCACCAGGUAAAUAGUAAUGACCAAUUGAAUAAUACAUCUACAACAUUUCAUAAAGUAACAUCAUUGUAAUUGAGUUAUGUAAAGGUUUUUUUCAUAAAAGGAUUUAAACAAGUACAUAAAUGACCAAAGGAAACACAAACAAUGAAAGAAGAAUUGAACAUGGAACAUUAAGAAUGACCUUGGGGAAUCAUAAUUAGAAAUUUUAUACAAUAGUUAACCAGUGUGUUCUUCUCAUACAUUAUGUAUUUUUGCCCAAUCACAAAACUUGUAUAGAUUCUAUAAAUGAAAUUAAGUUUAUUUAUUGCUUUAAGGCUAUGAAUUUAAUGUUACCUGAAAGUGUAAUAUUAGUUAGAUAGAUGUGUUGAUACAUGAGGUUAGAUUUAAA